Messenger RNA from Pseudogymnoascus verrucosus, 444 nucleotides. RefSeq lists its product as uncharacterized. The transcript has 3 exons. The record is from RefSeq and is a predicted model, not a curated record. The coding region runs from base 1 to 444 and encodes 147 amino acids. Lineage: Eukaryota; Fungi; Ascomycota; Leotiomycetes; Thelebolales; Thelebolaceae.
AUGAACAAUAUCUCCGAAAAGCAGACUCAAGAUCCCCUCCUCCCACUCACCAACCCCAUCAACCCCAUCAACCCCAUCAUCACCCACACCACCACCACCCAAAUCGCCAGCACCACGGCCCCAACCCGCAGCGACAAAUUCUUCGCCGCCAUGGACGCCUUCGCCCCCAAGAUGGAGAGAUUCAACCGCGCCCUCGAUUCCAUAGCCAUGUCCAUUAUGAUAGCGACCCAGAUCCUCUGCCUAGGCGUCGUGCUGUGGUAUUCAGCCAAGCUUGCAUAUCUGUUCACCACCAGUCGUAGAGCUAAUACGCCCGAGCUGGCGCUGGAGGUGGUGUGCUAUAUCGCCCCGUUCCUGGCUUUUGGGACGGGUGUUAGGUUUAUGGAGCUGGUGUCGGUCUUCUUCCGGUACCGGGAGGUGCGUACUGUGCCUUUGCCGGCGAUAUAA